Saprolegnia diclina VS20 is the source of this 2085-nucleotide messenger RNA. RefSeq lists its product as hypothetical. The record is from RefSeq and is a predicted model, not a curated record. The transcript is spliced from 6 exons. Bases 92 to 1891 code for a protein of 599 amino acids. Lineage: Eukaryota; Oomycota; Saprolegniomycetes; Saprolegniales; Saprolegniaceae. Gene Ontology annotation, cellular component: lysosome. Gene Ontology annotation, molecular function: cysteine-type endopeptidase activity.
CAGCCAAUCGUAUGCUCGGGGCAGCGCUUCUCGUUUCUUGCCCCAGAUCUUCUCCAUUUCGAAAUCCUUCGGCCAUCUUCGCAUCAGCAGCAUGGGCCGCGGCAGCAAGUCGACCAAGAAGCAUGGGAAGGAGAGCCUCGUGGGCACGGAGCAGCAUGAGCGGCUCCUUGACGAGGCCACGUACCGGGAGAUGGACCUGCCCCUCGAGCCGGGCUUCCACCGGUCGCCGCAGCAGAAGAAGCAGACGGUGUGGUGCUCGUUCAUCUGGGUCGGUAUCGGCCUCGUCGUCGUCGUCGGCGCCUUCGCGAUCCUCAAGGUCUCGCGCCAGAGCGACGAGCUUCCGACGAAGAAGCCAAUCUUCCCGACCCAGUACGAGGCCAGCCUCACGUUCCGCAUGCCAUACGUCGGCCUCGUCGAGCCCGUCUUUGUGCAUGUCGACGAGCCCGCGGGCUUGCAAAAGCUCAGCUACUAUGGCGGCGUCGACGAGUACAUCUUCAACACGACCGGCCCGUCGUACCAGCUGCUGCCCGUCAUUGACGCGAUACAGUGCUUCCAGACGGACGCGUCGCCGCUCCAGCUCGUAUUCCCUAACAUGACGGCGUUCGAGCCCAUGUACGGCAAGUCGGUGAUCAACUCGCGCAACUGCUACUCGUGGAAGUUCAGCGUCGACUCGAAGCCCGACGCGCAAGGCCGCCUUGGCGUCUACACGCUCUACGUCGACGUCGACACGAACGAACCCGUUCGGUUCCACUACAUUGGCCACAACGUCAUGCUUGGUGGCAGCCACAUGGACGAAUACAUCCUCGACUACGAGUACAUCCGCGCAGGCCCCAUCGCGCCGCAGAUCUUCUCGUACCGCGUCGCGUCCAUGAAUUGCACGCCGAUGGGCCCGGACGUUGUCGACGCGCCGCUGCGCCCAACAAACGACUUUCACUUGCGCAUGCCGGAUGGCGAGACAAAGCGCGCGGACGCGUUCGACGCGUUCAUGGCCGCCCACGAGAAGGCGUAUCUCGAUGACUCGGAGCGUGCGCGCCGCGAGAGCAUCUUCCACGCCAACGUCCAGUACAUCAACGCGAUGAACCGCCAAGGCAACAGCUACACGCUAGCCGUCAACCACUUGGCGGACAAGACGCCCGACGAGAUGCGUCGCCACUUCCAUGCCAAGGCGCACCACGCCAAGGACAAUGGUGCACAAGCCGUGCAUACCCUGUCGAGCACAUCACUGCCCGAGGAGUUUGAUUGGCGCAACCACGGCGGCGUCACGCCGGUCAAGGACCAGGGCCACUGCGGCUCGUGUUGGACGUUUGGGACGACGGGGGCGCUUGAAGGGCAGCUCUUCAAGGCCAAGAACGAAACGAUCCGUCUCUCCCAGCAGAACCUCAUCGAUUGCUCGUGGGACGAAGGCAACAAUGCGUGCAACGGUGGUCUCGACUACCAAGCCUACCGCUGGAUCAUCAAGCACGGCGGCUUGGAGACCGAAGCCACGUAUGGCAGCUACAAGAACCAGCCAGGGUUUUGCCACUUUAACGCGUCCCGUGCCGUGGCUCCGGUCGCGUCAUUCGUGAACGUCUCGGGCAUCCCGGCGCUCAACGACGCCCUUGUCAACGUCGGGCCGCUCUCCGUGUCGAUCGACGCGGCGCUGCCGUCCUUUUACUUCUACGCUGGCGGCUACUACAACGACAUUGAGUGCAAGAGCGGCCUCGACGACCUCGACCACUCGGUGCUGGCGGUCGGCUACACGACGUACAAUGGCGAAAAGUACACGCUCGUCAAGAACUCGUGGAGCACGCAUUGGGGCGAGAAGGGCUACAUCAAGAUUGCCCAGAAGAACAACAUUUGCGGCGUCGCGACCAUCGCAACCUACCCCGUGCUGCAGAAGACGGCAGCGUGAGCCACUGCUGUCGCUCAUUUUUAGUGUAUUUCUCAGUCGAUGCAAAUGUGAUGCUCUCGUGCUCUCUACAGCAAUGGCUCGGGCAUGGAUGCAUGACAACUUAGUCACACCUCGACUGCAAGAGUUGUGGCAACAGCGCUAAAGUGAGUAGCUCGUACGGAGCUGAAGUAAAGUGACUCGCCAUGUUGCAUCGC